This is a messenger RNA of Daldinia childiae, 1251 nucleotides long. RefSeq lists its product as uncharacterized. Gene Ontology annotation, molecular function: hydrolase activity. Bases 1 to 1251 code for a protein of 416 amino acids. The transcript has 2 exons. NCBI's taxonomy places the organism in Eukaryota, Fungi, Ascomycota, Sordariomycetes, Xylariales, Hypoxylaceae. The record is from RefSeq and is a predicted model, not a curated record.
AUGAAGUUAUACUUUCCGGUCUUGCUUCUUGGUAGCUCCCAAGUCCUGGGACUUGAGCUUCAAAUACCUAUCAAGCCAGUUCAAGUUCCAAGCUCCGUCGUUUCGUCCGCUUCCGAUUCCAAUGCGCCGGCAUAUCGUGACGAUCUAGUCUCCCUGCACAAGUCACUCGUAGAGAUUUCUUCUAUUAGUGGUAAUGAAAACGACGUCGGAACCUUCCUAGUCGAUUAUCUCUCAGCGCGCGACUUUGUCGUCCAGCUCGAAGCCCUCCCACCGACUAAUACUUCUAAUCCUGGCAAGCCCCGCUUCAACGUCCUCGCCUGGCCGGGUCCCAACAGACACCCGUCUCCAAAGGUGCUUGUCUCCAGCCAUAUCGAUACUGUCCCACCCUUUAUUCCCUACUCACGAACCGAUGCGGACCCCACCGCCGACACUGUGAUCGCUGGCCGCGGCAGUGUUGACGCAAAAGCCAGUGUAGCCGCGCAGAUCAUUGCCCUCCAGUCCUUGCUCGAAUCUGGUCGCAUUGAUGGUGAGGAGGACUCUGUUAUGCUUUUAUAUGUGGUUGGCGAAGAGACGUCGGGUGAUGGGAUGCGGUUCUUUUCGGACACACGUAGCCAAUUGAGCCCCCCUCCCGAUUUUAAAGCGGCCAUCUUUGGAGAGCCAACUGAGGGUCGUCUUGUUUGCGGACACAAAGGCAUAUUUAGCUGCAACAUCACAGUAAAAGGGCACGCGGGCCACAGUGGAUAUCCGUGGCUGGGUAAGAGUGCGACGGAGGUGCUGGCACGCGGCUUGGUACGUGUCUUGGAUACGGACCUGGGUAGCAGCGAAGAGUUUGGCAACACAACUGUAAACGUCGGGUUAUUUGAGGGAGGCGUCGCUGCGAAUGUGAUUGCGGAGAGGGCGACAGCUCGACUUGCGGUCCGCGUGGCUGUCGGUCCUGAGAAUGGAGGCGAAAAGAUCGUGGCGCAGCGAUUGCAGGAGGUCAUGCGCAGCGUCGACAAGGACGCGUUUGAAUUCGACUGCAACAAUGGGUAUGGCGUGGUCAAGUGCGACUGCGACGUCGAGGGCUUCGAAACUACCACCGUGAACUAUGGAACGGACGUACACCACUUACAAGGCAACCAUACACGAUAUCUAUAUGGACCAGGAACUAUUUUUGUCGCACACGGCCCGGACGAGGCGAUCAAGCUUGGGGAUUUGGAAACGGCGGUGGAGGAUUUUAAGAAGCUCAUCCUGCAUGCUCUCGAAAGCUAA